AUAAACGCAGUAAAAAUGUCAGAAACCCCGCAACUUGAGGAGGAACCCAAAGAAGAACCGGAAGAUGAAAGAACUAAAUUUCUACGCAUCAAUGAGAAUAUCUUGAAUUGGAAAGCACCUGCUAAAGACACAGAUCCCAUAGAACAUUUUGAUGUUACCCAGGCUUGGGAUGCAAUUCUAGCGCUGCCCAGCUGUCAAGAAAUUAUGAUACAAGUCUCCAAUCAAAGACGCUUGAACCUGGUGGUGGGAGUAAAUGUUACUCAAGAAUUUCCCUGGAAACAAAUUCCCUUCCGCAGUUUAAGGGAUCAUCUCUUUGAUGAAUUACCCAAUGGGCAAAUUUAUCAUAAUGCCUUUCAAGGCUAUGAGGCAGAUAAUCAAGUUUUAAUAGGCUAUGUACCGCUCAUAACACAAGAUGCUGAAGAUCCUCCUCCAGGUGAUCCCUUUGUCAUGUUUGUCGAUCCCUAUGAUGCAAAAUUGGCUUUAGUCAUUAUUCGUAAUCUGGAAUCCUAUGAGCGUUUGAUGAUUAACAAACGUUUGCAGCGAUUACCUAGGGCUUGGGUUUCGCUGGGCAGUGAAGAUGAAGUAAAUUUAACCAUAUCACAUCGUUAUCAAGAUCCUGUUGAUGUGGAGAUACAAAGUGUUUAUCCCUUAAAUUUACCGGCCAAUAAAGAGUUCAGCUUUCGUUUUACCAAAGACGUAAGGGAUGGCUAUGUGGAGCUGGUACCCUCGGAGAGUGCGCGCUUUGACAAUGUGGCCAGACGACGCAUAACUGUGGGCAUACAAUCGGCCAUGCCUCGCCGGGAUAUAGAGCAGCAGACCGAUCCCACAUUUCCCACAAAUGCAUGGGCACAGUAUUUAUAUGAAAUAAAAGAAGAUGAGGAUUGCCUAGACCCUAUGUCUGAAGAUGAGGAUGAUAAAAGCAAACCUGCUAGUAGAGCUGUUACCCCAGAACCGCCAAAACCUCCUAAACCGCCACCAGAUGUUUCCGAUCGUAUACAGUUUCUUUUGAAGACAUUGGAAUUUAAUCAAAUCGAUAUGUAUCGAAACGAUUAUCCCCUAAUUUCCAAAACCUCCAUGAUGCACCAUACCACACCGAGUCUGGAGGAGACUUUGUGUUUUGCCAAUAUAUCAAAGAGUCAGGAUAGAUAUGUAUGCGGCUAUGAUUGGUAUCCAACAUUGGCAGGAUUAAUUGUAACCUCGUAUACCUUCAGUACAGCAGCCACUGUGGAAUCAGUUGACACCAAGACGGACCUCAUACAGCGCAUGGUCUUACAACCCAAUCCCAUAUUGAUGUGGAGUUUUGAUGACAAUCUCAACUAUAAGCUGGAGUUUGAGUCUCCUUUUGAAAUCACCUCCCUUUCCUUCUGUCCCUAUGAUGCCAAUGUACUCUUGGGAGGAGCCAGUAAUGGCCAGCUAGUUCUGUGGGAUCUACAAAAUCGUGCCGAACGCUUGGAUUAUACGGAAAUGUUGUCAUCCUCCCAAAUACACUAUAGAGUGCUUAUCAAUGAGUUCCUGAAGUGGACCAUACAAAUCGAUGAGGAUAUGAUAGUCAUGCCUGCCACAAUAUCACGUCUGGAGAAAUCACAAAAGGCUCAAAUAAUGGAUAUACAAUGGUUGGGUAAACAUUGUUCGGUUAGUUCCUUUGGCAAAUUCACUGUGGAUGAAAAUGCCAAGGCCAAUAAUUUGUUUUUCAUGACAAUUUCGCUGGAUGGCACCAUAGCAUUUUGGAAUUUGGAGGGCCAGGUGAACAAAAAGGCCACACCCACUGGUCGCAAAGAAUUGCCCAAGGCUUUGACACAGUACGAGUCCAGUCAUAAGGGUAAAAUGCUGGUGCCAAUAUUUACGGUGGUCUUUACGGAACCUCUAACUGCCAUAGUGGCCGAUACACCAUGCUUCAAAUACUCUCCCCUGGAAGAGAAUAGAGAUGAUGUGCGAUAUAAUUAUCGCCUACAAUUGUUGCCUCAAGAUGCUGCAGAGGUACGACAGUCUUUCAUAGUCUCUUCAUUCUAUGGAAGAUUGGAACGAAUCUCUUGGCAAGGUCUUUAUGCUGAAUCUGAGGGACGAGAAGCCAUAUCUACCUCGGAAAAUUUCGCCCGUGUACAUGAUGGACCUAUUAUAGCGCUUAAGAGAAAUCCCUUUUUGCCUUGGCUCUUUGUCUCCAUAGGUCGUAAUGUGGUGGCAGUUUGGAAAGAGGAUUAUAACUAUUCGCCCAUAUUCUGGCGCAGACGCCAGAAUGAUCUGACAGCGGUAACAUGGAGUGAAUCAAGACCAGCAGUGUUAUUUUUAACCCGAAUCGAUGGUAGUCUAGAAGCCUGGGAUAUUUUAUCUCGAGAUGAUGAUGCCUGUUUGAAUGAUGUUUUGGGUGGUGGCAUAAUCACUCAAAUCUGUGAACAUAGACCCACGGAACCGGAUAAACUAUUGGGUAUAGGAGAUUAUAACAGCAGUUUGCGUAUGGUGAAGUUGCCAAAGAGCUUUUAUCAACAAUUUUCUCAGGAAAUUAAAAAUAUGGAGAAAUAUAUUCUCAGUGAAGAGUCCCGUAAGAAGGAUAUACAAGCUUGGGAGCAGGAAUAUUAUGAACGAAAUAAGGAAGUCAUAGAGGCUAAGAAACAAGCCGAAAGAGAUGCUGACAAAGAGUUAGAGCGUCAAGAGAAGGAGAAAGUUUUACAGGCAGUUCGAAAAGCCAAAGAGGAAGAGGCAGCCAAAAGAAGAGAAGCCCCUCCCGCUCGUGUCACAUUCACCGAACAAAUGCGCCGCCAGUGGUAUGAAGUGAAUCUAAAAAGACUGCUAAACAUUCUGAUGACCCGCAAAAGGGUCAACGAGAAACAGCUUAGGCAGCAAACCAUAUUGGAAAAGGAACGUCUGGCCUACGAAGCGGCCAAAAAAGAAUCAAUGACCAACGUUUUGGCUCGCGUCAGCGAUGAGGUAGCUGCGGUGCGUUCACGCAUAUAUCCCCAGCAAAUACCCGAUUUGAAGCGCAGUGAUAUCAUACAGUCCACAGUAGAUACAAUUUUACAAGAUGUCGAAUCAUAUCCAGCAUUUGAAGAGCAAAUCCAUAGAUCAUUAGAAAUGGGAGAUGAUUUGCGGCAUGUGGACUAUGCGGAAUUUCUUUAUCGUGGCGGGCAACGUCGUAAGAAUAUCAACAAAUCCUUGGGUGGCAAUACGGAACGUAUGCAUUGGUAUGAAUUGGCGCGUGAAGAUAAACUGCUGAACGAAUGUGAUUGGGGCUUUGAAACAUUUGCCGAGCUUUUGCAUACAGUGGAUGUGGGUUCGCAGCCACCAUCGAAUGUAAAUUUGUUGGCAACGCCACAAGCACAAGUGACCAAAGGAGAAGAGGCCGAUGUUGAAGAGGAGGGUUGAAAUUAUAAGAUUUAUUCAAUAUUUUUUGUUUAUUGUUUUUUUUUUAAUAAAUAGGAACUAGUGACCGUUGGAAA
This is a messenger RNA of Stomoxys calcitrans (stable fly), 3431 nucleotides long. It is a transcript of the gene mmm, whose product is annotated as dynein axonemal intermediate chain 3. Gene Ontology annotation, cellular component: inner dynein arm. NCBI's taxonomy places the organism in Eukaryota, Metazoa, Arthropoda, Insecta, Diptera, Muscidae. The record is from RefSeq and is a predicted model, not a curated record. The coding region runs from base 16 to 3357 and encodes 1113 amino acids. Gene Ontology annotation, molecular function: dynein light chain binding; dynein heavy chain binding. Gene Ontology annotation, biological process: cilium movement involved in cell motility; inner dynein arm assembly. The transcript has 9 exons.